AUGCUCCGCGCCGCCUCUCUCCGAGCCAUCGUCGGCGUUCGCGCCACCGCGUCCUCCGCUCGGCGCGCGAGGGACGACAGGCCGUCUCGACGAACCCUUCGCGCCGCCUCGUCGACCUCAGCGUCCGUAUCGUCGACCACAAUCGCACCUUUCUGUGAACUCUUGUCCAGGGACGAAUCGUCUUCAAACGCGACGCGCCCGCUCGCUGUGGUCAUCGGAUGGUUCGGUUGCGAGCUCAGACACGUGAAAAAGUAUGCGAUGAUGUACGUCGACGCGGAGUGGGACGCGGUCGCGGUGGCGCCGCCUAGCGUGAGCACGUUGGUGCCGAGCGUGGCGGACGCGUACGGAGACUACGUGUUGCGAGCGCUGUCAAAGAGACAGGCGACGGAGCGGAGAGGGCCGAUCGUGGUCCACGUGGCGUCGAACGGCGGUUUCAUAUUCGCGGGUAACUUAAUGUUAAAGGCGAGGAAUGGGGACGCGCGGGCGCGGGCGCUGUUCGAUCGAACGAAGGGGUUUGUUUUCGACUGCGCUCCGGGAAAUUUGAGACCGGAUAUCAUCGCAAGAGCGGCGGCGGCGGUGAUCGGAGGCGCGAGCGCGACGACCGAACCGGCGCCCAUUUUCGAGGCAUUUGCGAAAGCUUUAAUGAUGCGGCCGUCGAUCGACGCGCGUUUGCGGUCUAUCGAUGAGGUGUGGGGCAAGGCGCCAGCGUCGUCGGUUGAAGACGCGUCCUGGACGCCGCCGCACUGUCCCGCCAUGUUCGCUUAUAGUGAGGCGGAUGUGUUGAUUUCCCCGCGCGAAAUCGAAGCAUUCGCACGGUUGAGGGAAGAGAAAACCGGGGCGAGGAGUGAUCUGCACAAAUACCAUGACGCGGCGCACUGCGAGAUAGGACGGGAGGCUUCUCGCUUUGAUGAUUAUCGCAAGAAGGUGCACACGUUCCUAUCAGAGAUUAGAGGCGCGACGGUACAGUAG
This is a messenger RNA of Ostreococcus tauri, 969 nucleotides long. Its product is annotated as Protein of unknown function DUF829, TMEM53. The record is from RefSeq and is a predicted model, not a curated record. NCBI's taxonomy places the organism in Eukaryota, Viridiplantae, Chlorophyta, Mamiellophyceae, Mamiellales, Bathycoccaceae. Bases 1 to 969 code for a protein of 322 amino acids. The transcript has a single exon.